Gopherus evgoodei (Goodes thornscrub tortoise) is the source of this 3301-nucleotide messenger RNA. RefSeq names its product karyopherin subunit alpha 6 (gene KPNA6). Gene Ontology annotation, molecular function: nuclear import signal receptor activity; protein binding. The transcript is spliced from 14 exons. Gene Ontology annotation, biological process: NLS-bearing protein import into nucleus. The record is from RefSeq and is a predicted model, not a curated record. Bases 77 to 1696 code for a protein of 539 amino acids. Gene Ontology annotation, cellular component: cytoplasm; nucleoplasm; nucleus. NCBI's taxonomy places the organism in Eukaryota, Metazoa, Chordata, Testudines, Testudinidae.
CUCCCCUCCCCCGUCCCCAUCCGCCAUAUUGUGGCCGCCGCAGCUCGAGCCGGCGCCUGGUGACGAGCCGCCGGAGAUGGAAACCAUGGCAAGUCCCGCAAAGGAUAAGGAUAACUAUCGAAUGAAGAGUUACAAAAACAAAGCCCUAAACCCUGAGGAAAUGCGUCGGAGAAGGGAAGAGGAAGGGAUCCAACUACGCAAACAGAAACGAGAGCAACAGCUAUUUAAAAGGAGAAAUGUGGAACUUAUCAAUGAAGAUGCUGCCAUGUUUGAUAGCCUCCUCAUGGAUUCCUAUGUCAGCACUGCCACAGCUGGGGAGGGAGUGAUCACGAGAGAGAUGGUAGAGAUGCUUUUCUCAGAGGACCCUGAUCUGCAGCUAGCGACCACCCAGAAAUUCAGGAAACUGCUCUCCAAAGAGCCGAAUCCUCCGAUAGAUGAAGUGAUAAAUACUCAGGGAGUGGUGGACAGGUUUGUUGAAUUCCUGAAGAGAAGUGAAAAUUGCACACUACAGUUUGAAGCGGCGUGGGCUUUGACGAAUAUUGCAUCGGGAACCUCCCAACAAACAAAAAUAGUCAUUGAGGCUGGGGCAGUUCCUAUCUUCAUAGAACUGUUAAACUCUGACUUUGAGGAUGUCCAAGAACAGGCUGUCUGGGCGUUGGGGAACAUCGCUGGAGACAGCUCUGUGUGUAGAGAUUAUGUUCUUAACUGCUCUAUUCUUCCUCCCUUGUUACUGCUCCUCACCAAGUCCACCAGGUUGACAAUGACUCGAAAUGCUGUCUGGGCCUUGUCAAACUUGUGCAGAGGGAAGAACCCACCACCUGAAUUUGACAAGGUGUCUCCUUGCUUGCCAGUAUUAUCCCGAUUAUUAUUCAGCAGUGACUCCGACUUGCUGGCAGAUGCCUGCUGGGCACUCUCCUACCUAUCAGAUGGCCCCAAUGAGAAAAUCCAAGCAGUAAUAGACUCCGGGGUGUGUCGGCGACUGGUAGAGCUGUUAAUGCACAAUGAUUAUAAAGUAGCUUCCCCAGCUUUGCGAGCUGUAGGCAACAUUGUGACGGGUGAUGACAUCCAGACCCAGGUGAUCCUGAACUGCUCAGCUCUGCCUUGCCUGCUUCAUUUAUUAAGCAGCCCCAAAGAGUCUAUCCGGAAGGAAGCUUGCUGGACCAUUUCUAACAUCACAGCUGGAAACAGGGCUCAGAUACAGGCAGUCAUAGAUGCAAACAUUUUCCCAGUGCUGAUAGAAAUCUUACAGAAAGCAGAAUUCCGCACGAGGAAAGAGGCAGCCUGGGCCAUCACAAAUGCGACAUCAGGAGGAACCCCAGAGCAGAUCAGGUACUUGGUAAACCUAGGCUGUAUCAAACCUCUGUGUGACCUGCUGACUGUCAUGGACUCCAAGAUUGUUCAAGUGGCCCUGAAUGGCCUGGAGAAUAUCCUGCGGCUCGGUGAGCAGGAGGCCAAGCAAAGUGGCACAGGCAUCAACCCCUACUGCAGCCUCAUUGAGGAAGCCUAUGGCUUGGAUAAAAUAGAGUUCCUGCAGAGCCAUGAGAACCAGGAAAUCUACCAGAAGGCCUUUGAUUUGAUUGAGCACUACUUUGGAGCCGAGGAUGACGACUCCAGCCUGGCUCCCCAGGUAGACGAGAACCAGCAGCAAUUCAUCUUCCAGCAGCCUGAGGCCCCUAUGGAAGGCUUCCAGCUAUAAUGUGUUCAGAUGGGGAAGAACAUCACAAACUUGCCAGAAAUCAACUGGGAGCAGCCAGAGUUAUAGUCCCAUUUUCCCCCUCCUUACAAACAGAAGGCGCAAAUACCCACGCCACCCAUUAGGAAACAGUUCCUCCUUCGAGAACAGCUAGAAGCAAUGCUUUGCUCUCAUGGAAAGAAGGGGACUUUAUUUUUUACACUUUUUUUUUUGCUGCUGCAUACAUGUCUCUAAAGCAGGCACCAAGGUGGAGGAAGGACACAGAGGUAACAAAUUGCACCUCUUGUUUUAAGUUGUGGUGAUCUUUCAGAAAUAUUGUCACUUGUUACCUCGGGUACUUAAAUGAAAUUUCAGUGGGAGGGUGGGGAAAAAACACAAAUCAAAAGAUAAGGGUUUUCUUCUCUGACAACAUUAAUCCUGGAAGCUAGGGUUGAUCUAUUUAAUUUUUUUUUUGCACAUCAUACUCUUUGUUAAAGACUCUCUAAUCUGCCAAGAGCAAUGUUUAGCCCCUCACCUUUUCGCAGCUCUCCUUCAGUGGACCGCACCAUUGGACAUGGGCCAAGUUCCCCUUGAAACAUAUUGUAAAUGGACAAAGGAGAAGUGGGAAGACUUUUCCUGGAGAGGGAUUUUUUCCCUUUGUUUAAAAAUAUUUUUUUCUUUUUUUAAAGAACUGUUAUUGGUAUUUAAAAAACAAAACAAAACAACAAAACCCCAAAGAUGGUAAUUGUGAAGAGGUGGGGAAGAUGUUUUUGGUGGUCUUUUGAACAGAGGAAGCACAGCUGCUGUUGCACGGGCUUCACUUGCAUUGCUACUGAUUGAAGUCACAGAACUGUUGAAAUCCAUCUUCAUCUUUACUUGAAAAUUUUUUCAUGAAAACAUGUAUUAAGAUUUGGAUUUUUUUCUGAAUGGAUGGGGUGGGGGUGGAUUGUUGUAUGGGUGGGGAGGAAGGAAGGCAUAGCUACACUUGACAGGAGCAUUGUGUGCGGUGUUAACUCCAGUAGCAAAGGGCCUGAGUUUUCAGGAUUACUUUCUGCUCACAGUUGGAUCAUGUACAUUUUACUUCAAAAGGAAGAGUCAAAGCUCUGUAUUUUUUAUAUAUUAUAUAUAGGUAGAUAUUUGUCUAAUUGGCUUCAGAGAAAAAUAUAUAUGAAAAUUCUGUAAUUUAUGUAAAUAGAAUACUGUGAGGCAGGUACACCUGGAAAUGAUGGUCUAUGAACUCACUCACUGGUUGUCCUGCUGCUUUUCCUCUGUUUACUCACGUACUGUACAAGCAAACAUAGAUUUGUCUUAAACUCCUUUUCUGGAUUGAGUUUACUUAGCCAAGAGUGAUAUAAAACACAAUAGGCUAUGGAAAACCCAAACAAUUUUGGGAUUUGAGGGAAGGGGAUGGGAAAACAUGGUUCACCAAGGGGUCUGAUAGGCUUGCUGUGUGCAUCCCCUCCCUGUUCUUGCUGUCCUAAGCAAGUGCAAGUUUGGAAGCAUUUGGGACUGGGAAUUUCAAGAGGGUAAGAAACAAAGCAUGGUGCCAGUUGUUGUAUGAAAUCAAGAAAUCCAAUUUCACAAGUCCUUCACGUUUAAAAAAAUAAUAAACAACAUCUGUGCAUUUGA